This is a messenger RNA of Vicia faba (fava bean), 447 nucleotides long. Lineage: Eukaryota; Viridiplantae; Streptophyta; Magnoliopsida; Fabales; Fabaceae. The record is from the annotation of a GenBank genome assembly.
AUGAUAUGCUCACUAGCUCCUGGAUUAAGAAACUCCAUUGAGAAAGCACUGAAUCUGAUAAGUGUCAAGCCUUGUUUUGUUAGUUCGCUAUCUCAGGCCCAUGAAAACGGAAUAGUGGUAUUUGGGUUUCCUCCUUUGAAUUGGCCUUCCAUUUUUGUAAUAUUUGGUUAUUGUAUCCUUCUUCUUUUCAAGUUUAAUACUAAUGUGUCAGCUCCUUAUCAGACUCAUAUAUUAAACUGUAUUCAUGAACUCAAAGCUAAAGUUAGGUGGGAUCCAAGCAACACAUUUCAUAUUCCAUUUGAUGUCAUAAAAACAAAAACAGUUACCACAAUGCUUGGUUCCCCUGAACUUCAAGAAACCGUUAAGAAGUUCCUGAUGAGCAACAUCAAUCAUUCAGACUCACAAGUUUGUAAUUUCUGCAAAUAUUUGAGUAUCAUUUUACCCUAG